Messenger RNA from Osmerus eperlanus (European smelt), 2578 nucleotides. It is a transcript of the gene adpgk2, whose product is annotated as ADP-dependent glucokinase 2. Gene Ontology annotation, cellular component: endoplasmic reticulum. Gene Ontology annotation, molecular function: ADP-specific glucokinase activity. Lineage: Eukaryota; Metazoa; Chordata; Actinopteri; Osmeriformes; Osmeridae. The record is from RefSeq and is a predicted model, not a curated record. Gene Ontology annotation, biological process: glucose metabolic process.
CGUCUGUGUCACUCCCCUUUUUCAGUUGAGUUGGACGCUUCGUGGCGCUGGUUGUGUUGAAUGGGAAGCGCACACCAGCGAGUAGGAAGAUAGUAGCUAGUUAUCUAGUCAGCAGGUGGGUCGGCUGCAGCUCGGUCCAUUGCACCCUGUCACCAUGGAGCGAGGAAGCGGAUUUUCAUACAUGAAAUAUGGGACUGCAGUGUCCCUUUUAGUGAUUCUGUUGUCUUACUGGUUUCGACCGCCCCAAAACGUGGGACUAGAUGAUCGGCUCGAUGCUGUGCUCUCAUCUCUUCUGCGGGCGGAACGAAAAGCAGCCGUGAACAACGACAGACCUCGGGUGGCCAUAGGUUUUGGUGGCUGUGUGGACCUGAUCGUAGACGGGGUGACCCUGCUGAACAAGAUGGGCCUGCCUCCCACACAGGAGCCUCUGCACCACGACUACAUAGAGAGCCAUGAACAGCUGGCUCAGAGCUUUGCCUACUUCUUCGCCCCAGGGGCAGCUGCAGAGAGGUUUGUGAGGAACGACACUCUCUUCCAUGAACUGGUCGAGGCGUCUCGUGAGUUGCCGGGCAACCGCUGGUCAGUGGGCGGCAACGCGCCCGUGAUGGCUGGUCGCAUGGCAACAGAGGGUUGUGAUGUGUUACUAGGGGGAAGCUUCAGCCCAGACUUCACAGAUGUCCUGUCCCAGCACAUCACAGUGGCAGGUAAUGUAGUGGAGGAACCUGAUAUCCACCUGAUCCUGGAAUACCCCUCAGGAGCCAGCUGGGGGCAGUACACAUCACGCAGGGCCAACAGGUACAUUGUCCACAGUGACGACCACAACCCCUACUUGGCGUCCAUGGAGGACUUUGAGCUGAAGCUACAGAUCUUCCAGCCAGACCUGCUGGUUGUGGGCGGGCUCCAGAUGAUGGACAGCUUCCCUUUCCAACAGGGUGAACGGGAGGCUCUGCUCUCCCAUCUCUCCCGCCUCCUCUCCUCCUCCUCCCCUCAGACAGGCGUCCAUUUUGAGAUGGCGAGCUUCGUGGACGAGGACCUGAUGGAGGACCUGCUGGCUCUGGUGGUGCCCCAGGCUGACUCCCUGGGCAUGAACGAGCAGGAGCUGCCCAACCUCCUGAGCCUGCUCCGGGGCUCCAACGUCACCGUGUUGUCGGACCCCAACCCGCGCGUCGCCACCGUGCUCGACCAGAUGCGGGACCUCUACCGCAUCCUCAACCAGCGCACCCGCCAGGCCAGCGAGGGCGGGGCGGGGGGGCGCCCGCUGACCCGGCUCCACGUCCACACGCUGGCCUUCCAGGCCAUGAUCGUGACGCGAGGGUCCCAGUGGAAGAACACCAUGUCGGCCGUCGCCAAGGCCUCCCUGACCGCUAACCGUCACGUGUGCGGGUCCUCGGACAUCGACCCCAGCAAGGCGCGUCUCAUCAUGGACGAGUCGUUCUCGGUGAGCCGGGAGGAGGGUAGCCCCCGGAUACCGCUGAAGGAGACCAGGCCCAUCAGCUGCUGGGAUGAGGACGACUACCAGAUCUGCGUGGCUCCUGUGCUGGUGUGCACCGAGGUGUACCAGACAGCCGGCGGAGGGGACAACAUCUCUGCUGCUGGCCUGGUGUUGCAGAUCUGAGCUAACUCCACAGUUGUUAACGGCUAACUAGCCACUAGUAGCUAACGCUGGCCCUCGGUGGCUAACUAGCUGUUAGCGGCUAAUGCUAAGGAAGCGUUUGUUAGUUGCCUGCUAAGACCAGGAAUGAGAGGCAAUUGGACAUGGCCUUGCUGUGGAUAUCAGCCUCUUCAUGAUUCUUUUUCCCCCCAGGAUCUUCUCCAGUUUCCAGGAACUUUCUUAACUGAGACAAUGAUUUUUAACGUGUGUGUUUUGUUUCUCCUGGUGUGUGUGUGUGUGUUUCCCAUGGUGUCUUAUGACCCUGUCUCUGUCCAGUUCCUCUCUCUUUCUCCCAUUCUGCAGGUUUAUGAAGCGAUAGCUAGCUAGCAACUAGCUAGUUAGCAGCUUAGGAUCCUUGAAAUACCACCUAAGCUGUUUAGGCAGAGGGACACAUCAUCCCGUAACAUGUGAAGACUUUUAGCAUUGUGUUUUUAUACGUUUGAGUGUGUAUGUUUGAUUUGUCUCGUUUGUUAAGGGAAUUUUUGCAUCGUGAGUGCAAUGCAAACGCAGGAUUAGGCUAGGUUUGGUGAGAUAGCCUCCUCAGUCUCCAACUGACCACUCAAAGGAACAUGUGUGUUUCAGGUGUACAAUUCAAUUAAAUAUGCAACGACACACUCAUCUGCAUAACUACUCGUUAUUAUCCGUCUGCUGUGACUGCCUUCAUUUAUUCCUGUAUCAUUCCAUACUUUCCCAGCGCUACCCAUUAGUACGUGAUACAUUCCUCUCGUCCUGUCACCUCCAACAUCUCAGCUGUGUGGUGUACGUGAAAACUGUUUUUCAAGGGAAUGAGUUUCUAGUUUCUGUGGAAUGUUUUUGUUGCCUGUUGUCUAACUGAAAGCUGAUAUUGAAUUAGGAUCUGAGCCUUAUUAAAAGUGUUUUUAUUUAGCCACUGCCUGCAUCCCUCAUAAUAAAACAUUAUACAUUGCA